AUGAAGUAUCUCGCUGCAUACCUCCUCCUCACCAUUGGUGGAAAGGCUUCCCCUUCCGCUAAGGACAUCACCACCGUUCUCGAGUCCGUUGGAAUUGAGAUCGACCAAGAGCGUAUCGAUACUCUCAUCAAGGAGCUUGACGGAAAGGACAUCAACGAGUUGAUCGCUGAGGGUUCCUCCAAGUUGGCCUCCGUCCCAUCUGGUGGUGCCGGUGCUGCCCCAGCUGCUGGUGGAGCUGCCGCUUCCGGUGGUGCUGCUGCUGAGGAGAAGGUUGAGGAGAAGGCUGAGGAGAAGGAAGAGUCCGACGAGGACAUGGGUUUCGGUCUUUUCGAUUAA
This is a messenger RNA of Botrytis byssoidea, 336 nucleotides long. RefSeq lists its product as uncharacterized. Gene Ontology annotation, biological process: cytoplasmic translational elongation. NCBI's taxonomy places the organism in Eukaryota, Fungi, Ascomycota, Leotiomycetes, Helotiales, Sclerotiniaceae. Gene Ontology annotation, molecular function: structural constituent of ribosome. Gene Ontology annotation, cellular component: cytosolic large ribosomal subunit; ribosome. Bases 1 to 336 code for a protein of 111 amino acids. The record is from RefSeq and is a predicted model, not a curated record. The transcript is spliced from 3 exons.